Monascus purpureus is the source of this 1367-nucleotide messenger RNA. The record is from the annotation of a GenBank genome assembly. NCBI's taxonomy places the organism in Eukaryota, Fungi, Ascomycota, Eurotiomycetes, Eurotiales, Aspergillaceae.
AGGAGAGCUACCCCUCGAUGAUGCGAAAGUGAAGGAUGCAAGGCAACCUUUAGCGAGCACCUAUCAUUAUUAUUACCACAGCCUUGCCUUCCAGCACUAAAUUCUACACCGUGGCUCACCAUGGAGUCCACUGCCCCGCGUCUGCGAACACCGUCGCGGAUGGACCUGCCCUUAUCGUCCGGAAUAUCUCCGGGAUUCAAGAGAGUAAUUUAGACUGAUGUGUUAGUCGCAGGAGAUAAGAAGGGAGCUAUAAAGAUGGCGCUUGUCUGCUACCAAUUCUCUCUCUUCGAGUCAGAAGUAAUCCCAGUAGACAUUUCCCAUGUCCCCCAUUGAGAGAGUGUCCGCCAUCGCCCGUCAUUUCUCUCGAAGCUCGCCCAAGAUGUCGAACCUGGAGCACACCAAGAAAGUCUUUACCCUCAACACUGGCGACAAGAUCCCCGCCCUUGGUUUGGGUACAUGGCAUCCCAAGCCAAACGAGGUCCGUGAGGCUGUGAAGCACGCUCUUCUCAAGGGCUAUCGCCAUAUCGAUACUGCUCUCGCAUAUGGCAAUGAAGCCGAAGUUGGUGAAGGCAUCAAGGAAUCUGGUGUUCCUCGCAGUGAGAUCUGGAUCACCACCAAGCUCGACAACACCUGGCACCACCGGGUUGCUGAAGGCAUCGAUAGCUCCCUCAAGAGCCUGGGAGUUGACUAUGUCGACCUGUAUCUGAUGCACUGGCCCUCCUCCACCGACCCCAAUGACCUCACUAAACACCUCCCUGACUGGGAUUUCAUCAAGACAUGGCAAGAGAUGCAAAAGCUCCCGGCCACUGGCAAGGUGAAGAACAUUGGCGUUUCCAACUUCGGAAUCAAGAACCUCGAGAAACUUCUCAACGACCCCAGCUGCAAGAUCGUUCCCGCUGUCAACCAGAUCGAGCUCCAUCCGAACAACCCCUCUCCCAAGCUGGUCGCAUACAACACAUCGAAGGGCAUCCACUCUACGAGCUACUCCUGCCUGGGAUCCACCAACUCCCCUCUCUACAAGGACCCGAUCCUUCUGAAGCUGGCUGAGAAGAAGGGCAAGACUCCCCAACAAGUCCUGCUCCUGUGGGGUAUUCAGAAGGGCCGCAGUGUCAUCCCCAAGUCGGUCAACCCGGCACGUAUCGAUGGCAACUUCGAGUUGGAUGGGUGGGAGUUGACGGAAGACGAGAUCAAGGAGCUGGAUGAUCUCAAGGACCGCUUCAAGGUCUGCGGCGACAGCUGGCUGCCGAUCCGGGUCUUCUUCGGGGACGACGAGUAGAAUGACUGAUUUUCUUUGAGCAUACUGUAUGUACAUAAAAGCAAUGGGAAUACAGAUAGAUGUAGAAUGAUCCCGUCCUUCACGAAGGCUC